UUCAUGAGCAGGAAUGUUCACCGUGCACGAAGCUCAAAAGUUCAUUUUGUUCGGCGAAAUUGUCUAUUUUUGAAGUUGGUUUGAGCAUGAAUACAUUCGAUGACCGUGCGUAGAAUUGUGCUCUUUUUGCCAGCAAUAAUUUCAUAUCCUGUCUUGUUCCUCUUUCCACAAUCAUCAUCGUAACAACCACUCUUGAACGCAUUUAUUCACAAUCAUGUUUCGUGCAACCGUUGUUCGUCGAUUUGAAGCUGUUGCCCCACGCUUUCAACCACAAAGCAAAGCUGUACAACAAGCAAUGCGUCCUACAAAUUCAGCUCAAUCGAGUGAAUCCAGUACAUCAGUCACGCAUAAUGGCGGUGCGAUCAACAAUCCAACCUCAAAAGGUCGUGUUGCCAUGAUGCCAGGCACAACAGCAAAUAUUGAACGUACACAAAAACAAAAGACACAACAAACCAACGUCAACAACAAUGAAUUCGAAAGUAUCUUGACUGUUGGCACUGUUAGUGGUCAAGGUGAAGGUCAAAAGAUCUUUCAAACUGCACAAGCUGAAAUUUGAUCAA
This is a messenger RNA of Meira miltonrushii, 560 nucleotides long. RefSeq lists its product as uncharacterized. The coding region runs from base 215 to 556 and encodes 113 amino acids. The transcript has a single exon. The record is from RefSeq and is a predicted model, not a curated record. NCBI's taxonomy places the organism in Eukaryota, Fungi, Basidiomycota, Exobasidiomycetes, Exobasidiales, Brachybasidiaceae.